Messenger RNA from Penicillium samsonianum, 1362 nucleotides. Its product is annotated as cytochrome P450. Gene Ontology annotation, molecular function: iron ion binding; monooxygenase activity; oxidoreductase activity, acting on paired donors, with incorporation or reduction of molecular oxygen. The transcript has 9 exons. NCBI's taxonomy places the organism in Eukaryota, Fungi, Ascomycota, Eurotiomycetes, Eurotiales, Aspergillaceae. Bases 1 to 1362 code for a protein of 453 amino acids. The record is from RefSeq and is a predicted model, not a curated record.
AUGAUAAAGAAAGGCUAUGAACAAUUCGCAAAUGGCUUGUUCGAGAUUCCGCGGACAUUCCGCUUCGGUCAGGUCAUAUUAUGCCAGCCGGAGUUGAUCGAAGAACUAAGAAAUACACGGAGUACGCUCGUCUCCCCCGAGCCAUGGAUUGACCAGCUCCUUCAGGUCUCUCAUGUUAUGCCUGGCUAUUUCCCCAAAGGAAUGGGAUGGCCGAAAAUUGCUAAAACUACGCCUGGUUUGAUUCGUGUCAUGGUUUACAAGCACUUGCAUCGGUAUAUGCCCGCUAUGAAUCAGGCAAUUAUCUCGCAGCUGCAGACCCUAGGCUUCAAAGAUGGGGAAUGCAGCAUCGGCUGCUUUGAUUUGGCAUACUCGAUCGUAGCCUGCAGUGGCAGCUUUGCUAUUGUCGGCUCGCGGCUUUCUCGAAAUGAGGAGUAUCUUAAAGCUGUUAAGGACCACAUCCUUGGGAUGAUAGUAACCACUCGUGUACAAUUUCUUAUUCCAGAUUGCUUGAAGCCCUAUAUUGGUGGGCUCAUCGGUCGCCUUGCCACUCUUGGGACUAGUUGGGAUAUGCACGCCUCGCGUAAGAUUAUGCUCAAGCACUUCGAUGCACGUGCAGCAGAAUAUCACGCUGAGAUAUUCAGUGGUAAUGGACCUAGUGAGACCAAUCUCGAUGACUCGGACAAUCCGGUUGAAAUCUUCCAAUGGCUGUAUGAGAGUAGUGUUCUUCGGGAGCGAUGGACAUAUUCAGAGGUGAUAGGUGAAAUGUUGCUUCUGCAAUUUGCCUUUAUCUACACCACGUCCUAUGGACUCUACGGCGCCCUGGCUGAGCUAGCUCGACGACCCGAAUAUAUUGCACCCCUGCGCGAGGAAAUUGAUCUGAUUUUUUCUAAAAUGGGACCAACCGUUCCAGCCUGUGAUGGCAUGGUUUUGAUGGAUAGUUUCUUGAAGGAGUUCUCUGCCCAUCGGGUCUGUUUUAGUAACUUCAAACUUUAUAACGGCAUCACACUCAAGCAGGGCUCCCACGUUGCCAUCCCAAGCGGAAUCAUUCAACGAUCCAGCGAGCACUAUGCAAACCCCGACGCGUUCGACGGUUUCCGGUUCAUCAAGCGUGCUACAGCUGGAGCCAAGGAUUCCCGGCUGGUCGACCUGAGCCCUGACUAUCUGGUUUUUGGAAUGGGCGCACAUGCCUGCCCUGGACGAUGGAUGGCUAGCGCGCUCAUGAAGCUCGCCUUCGCGCAUAUCCUAAAUCAGUAUGACAUACUCCUGCCUAAUUCGGCUUCCCUCUCCUUGACUGGUUCGCUUUCAUUCGAGGAGUUUUAUGUGCCCAACUUCGGGCUGAAGAUUGCUCUGCGCAAGCGCUAG